Molecule: messenger RNA, 450 nt
Organism: Aureobasidium namibiae CBS 147.97
Lineage: Eukaryota; Fungi; Ascomycota; Dothideomycetes; Dothideales; Saccotheciaceae
Exons: 3
Coding region: 1-450 (149 amino acids)
Source: RefSeq, a predicted model, not a curated record
AUGGCCAAAAAGAGCAGACAAGAGCUGGAGAAGGAAGUCACAGCCCUCGCAAAGCGAUUGAAGACUAUUGAAGAGGAAAAGAAGAUCGGAGCCGAGUCGAAGCCCAACCUCAACGUCAACCUCGAAUCCAAACCUGAUCCUCAACCCGAAUCCGCACCCACCACAACAUCCAAGGAGGAUCUCGUUACUCCGGAAACUCUCGAGGAGUACAAGCAAGUUCUGUUGGCGCUAGAGAAAAGUAAGCAGCUCGGCAAAGACCUCGACACUACGUUGGAGAUCCUGAACAAGUUCGAAAAGCUGGAAGCAGAGCUCAUCUCGAAUCGUGACAGGUUCGAGGUCUCUCACCUGAGACUCGCGAUCGUCGCUCUGAGAGCAAAGUUUGAGAGACUGUUCGCUACAGUUCUCGCCCAUGCUACCGGCAAGGACGAGUUGAUCAACGACGCAAGCUGA